AUGUUCGCCAUUUUUCGUGGCAGACGACUCAGGCUCCCUCCAGAUCUCUCUAUUUUCGCCUCCUCUCAAUUUCGGACUUUUGAAAAUGCAAUCUUUUCAAGGCCGUUCACCACCGGGAGAUCACCGCAAGGUGUUCGCGAAAAUGACUCUGAGAAAUCCUUCACCUUCUCCUACCUCGUCAACUCAUGCGGGUUGGCUCCAGACGCUGCCGUCCGCGCCUCCAGUAAACUCCAGCUGAAAUCGCCUGAAAACCCAGACGCGGUCUUGAAUCUCCUCAGAGAGUACGGGUUCACGGCCGCCGACAUCACUAUGAUGCUCUCCCGGUGGCCAAACAUUCUUGCUGCCUGCCCAGACAAAACCCUUUUGCCCAAGCUCGAAUUUUUCACCUCCGUUGGUGUCCCACUCCCCAUCCUGGCCAGCAGGCUGUCCAGGAACCCUUCCAUCUUAUGGCGCAGCCUUGAGAGCGCAAUCAUCCCCUUAUACGAUUUCCUGAAAAACCUGCUCGGGUCGGAUGAGGGGGCCGUUCAAGUCUUUAAACAGGCUCCCCAGUUCUUCGGCUGGGGCCGGGUCGAUGACCUCUCGUCCAAUCUCUCGUCCAACCUCUCGUUUCUUUUGGACCGUGGGGUCCCUCGGCCAUCUCUCGUGCCACUGGUCACGCGCCAGCCAACAAUUCUCAUGGCUCCUCAGGAGAAGUUAUCCUCGUGCGUGGGUCAAGCAAUAGAAAUGGGGUUUGAUGUGUCCAAUAGUGCAUUUUUGAAGGCCAUUCAGGUUUUGAUGGGUUUGAAUGAGUCGACCCUUAAGCGCAAGAUGGAGGUUUAUAGAAAGUGCGGCUGGUCGGAAUCCGACAUCAGGACCGCCUUUCUGAGUCAGCCGCUCUGUAUGGCCUUGUCCGAGAAGAAGAUAUUGAAGAGUAUGGCUUUUCUCGUUGAUAAAUUCAGGUUUGCACCAGGUGAUGUGGCUCGGCAUUCUUUGCUUCUCGGGUACAGCGUCGAAAAGAGAAUGAAGCCGAGAUGGGCGGUUGCAACUGUUUUGAGUGAGAAGGGGCUGAAGAAUGCAGCUGUCACGUCCUUGCUAAUAGUGUCCGAGAAGACUUUCUUGAAGACCUAUAUCGAGAAGUACGUGAAGGAGGUUCCCGAACUUUUAGACAUAUAUCGAGGUAAUCAAAUCCUGGCUUGCACUUCCUGA
Molecule: messenger RNA, 1185 nt
Organism: Striga hermonthica
Lineage: Eukaryota; Viridiplantae; Streptophyta; Magnoliopsida; Lamiales; Orobanchaceae
Source: the annotation of a GenBank genome assembly